AUGUGUACCCAAGUGGCUUUAGAUGCCUUGAUCAGCAACGACUUCGGGGGAUCAAAAAUUAACUACGACUUGUAUGAAUUUCCUUUUGAGGCUCAAGAGCAUGAUGGUGAAGGGUCCGGGCCAAUGGUGUGCCUGCUGUCGUUGAAAUCAGGCUUUGCCACUAACAUUCUGGGCUCUGCUGUCCUGCUGCUUGUAUUCCAGCUGGUCUGCUCACAGCCCUCUACUGAGCACAGAAAGGUCCCGCAGCGGACGGAGGCGGCCGAGGACGCACUGGAGGACGGCGGGGCGGCCCCGGGCGUGUGGGGCCCCUGGGGCCCCUGGUCCGCCUGCUCGCGCAGCUGCAGCGGCGGCGUGAUGGAGCAGACGCGGCCCUGCCUGCCCGGGUACCGCGCGCGCGGCCGCGGCGCGCCCGCCCCGCCCGCGCCCGUCUUCGCGGGCGGCCACGUGGUGUCGGCGCUGCGCACGUCGGUGCCGCUGCACCGGAGCCGCGAGGAGCCCCGCACCCCGGCCAGGGCCGCCCGCCGCCAGGGCCCCGGGCUGAGGGGCAGCCGGCACCCCGCCCAGGCGCGGGGCCGCGACCCUGCAGUGGACAGAAGGAGCAGGACCCGAGGGCCCAUUGGCCCUGGGAAGUAUGGCUAUGGUAAGGCCCCAUACAUCCUCCCGCUACAGACAGGCCCUGCACACUCUCUGCAGAGGCUUCGAAGGCAAAGGCCCUCAUCCAAGCACUCCAGUUCUCAGGAAGCAUCUAGUCCUGGACUUGGCUUUAGCCCACUAGCCCAGAGUGGCCCUCGACAUGGGUCUUUAUACCAGAGUGAUAGCGGUCCUCGUUCUGCACUCCAGGCCUCAGAGACCUCCAUCUACCAUCUGCCACUGACCCAUGACUCAGGCCUUCCUGCAGCUUCUAGUCUCUUCCAUGGACCGGAAACAGGCAGCAACAUGGGGAAUCACAGGACAGCUCAGAGCUUCUCUCAGCCUGCCCGCUCUGCAGCCAUCUCCUGCAUUGGUGCCUAUCGGCAGUACAAGCUAUGCAACACUAACCCCUGUCCAGAAAGCAGUAGAAGUAUACGGGAAGUUCAGUGUGCCUCAUACAACAACAAACCAUUCAUGGGCCGGUUUUAUGAAUGGGAACCAUUUGCAGAAGUUAAGGGCAACCGGAAGUGUGAGUUGAACUGCCAGGCCAUGGGCUACCGCUUCUAUGUCCGGCAAGCUGAGAAGGUCAUUGAUGGCACCCCCUGUGACCAGAACGGUACGGCCAUCUGUGUGUCUGGGCAGUGCAAGAGCAUUGGCUGUGAUGACUACCUGGGGUCUGACAAGGUCGUGGACAAAUGUGGAGUGUGUGGAGGUGAUAACACUGGCUGCCAGGUUGUAUCGGGUGUGUUUAAGCAUGCCCUCACCAGCCUGGGCUACCACCGUGUUGUUGAGAUUCCACAAGGAGCUACAAAAAUCAACAUAACCGAGAUGCACAAGAGCAACAACUACUUGGCCUUGCGAAGCCGUUCGGGCCGUUCCAUCAUCAACGGCAAUUGGGCGAUCGACCGACCUGGCAAAUAUGAGGGCGGAGGAACCAUGUUCACCUACAAGCGUCCAAAUGAGAUUUCGAGUACUGCUGGGGAGUCCUUCUUGGCUGAAGGUCCCACUAAUGAGAUCUUGGACGUCUAUAUGAUCCACCAGCAGCCCAACCCAGGAGUGCACUACGAAUACGUCAUCAUGGGGACCAACGCCAUCAGCCCGCAGGUGCCACCUCACAGGAGACCAGGGGAGCCCUUCAGUGACCAGCUGCUGCCCGAGGGGAGAGGCCCAGCCGGAGAGGAGGAGGAGGAGGAGGAAGAGGAGGAAGAGGAGGAGAGAAGCCAGGAGCGGGAAGGCGCGCGCGGAGGGGCCCGGGAUGUGCUCACCUCUGACACCGCGCAGACCUUCCCGGUCAGGCUCCCCGACCGGUUCCCCCCGCAUCCCCCCGACAACGCGGUGCCCCCCGCCCCGCAGCCCCCGCGGCGGAGCCGGGACCACAACUGGAAGCAGCUGGGGACGACAGAGUGCUCCGCGAGCUGCGGGAAAGGGUCGCAGUACCCCAUCUUCCGCUGCGUGCACAGGACCACUCAGGAGGAGGUUCCCGAGAGCGCCUGUGACGCCAGCAUGAAGCCCACCCCCGAGGAGGAGCCCUGCAACAUCUUCCCCUGUCCGGCCUUCUGGGACAUUGGUGAGUGGUCUGAGUGCAGUAAGACCUGCGGCCUGGGCAUGCAGCAUCGCCAGGUGCUGUGCCGCCAGGUGUAUGCCAACCGCAGCCUGACAGUACAGCCCUACCGCUGCCAGCACCUGGAGAAGCCCGAGACCACCAGCACCUGCCAGCUGAAGAUCUGCAGCGAGUGGCAGAUCCGCACCGACUGGACCUCGUGCUCGGUGCCCUGCGGAGUGGGACAGCGGACCCGGGACGUGAAGUGUGUGAGCAACCUUGGGGACGUGGUGGACGAUGAGGAGUGCAACAUGAAGCUGCGGCCCAGCGACAUUGAGAACUGCGACAUGGGGCCCUGUGCCAAGAGCUGGUUCCUCACGGAGUGGAGCGAGAGGUGCUCAGCGGAGUGUGGGGCCGGCGUGCGGACCCGCUCAGUGGUGUGCAUGACCAACCACGUCAGCAGCCUGCCCCUGGAGGGCUGUGGGAACAACCGUCCCGCGGAGGCUACCCCCUGUGAUAACGGACCCUGCGCAGGCAAGGUGGAGUGGUUUGCGGGAAGCUGGAGCCAGUGCUCCGUGGAGUGUGGGGUUGGGAGCCAGCAGCGGGAGGUGGUCUGCGUUAGGAAGAAUGCAGAUGCCUUCCAAGUGCUUGACCCCCACGACUGUUCCUUCCUGGAGAGGCCCCCCAGCCAGCAGUCCUGUCACCUCAAGCCUUGCGGGGCCAAAUGGUUUCACACAGAGUGGAGCAUGUGUUCCAAGAGCUGCCAGGGCGGCUUCCGGGUACGGGAGGUGCGCUGUCUGGCUGAUGACAUGACUCUGAGCAGUCUCUGUGACCCUCCGCUGAAACCAGAAGAGCGGGAAUCCUGUAACACUCAGGAGUGUGUUCCGGAAGUUGACGAGAACUGCAGGGACCGCUACUACAACUGCAACGUCGUGGUGCAGGCGCGCCUGUGCGUGUACAGCUACUACCAGACGGCGUGUUGCGCCUCCUGCACGCGGGCCGGCCGGCGCCCCGGGUUCCUGGGCCGCAGAUAACCCCGCCGCCUGCGUCACCGU
This is a messenger RNA of Sorex fumeus (smoky shrew), 3225 nucleotides long. It is a transcript of the gene THSD4, whose product is annotated as thrombospondin type 1 domain containing 4. The record is from RefSeq and is a predicted model, not a curated record. The coding region runs from base 1 to 3204 and encodes 1067 amino acids. The transcript has 18 exons. NCBI's taxonomy places the organism in Eukaryota, Metazoa, Chordata, Mammalia, Eulipotyphla, Soricidae. Gene Ontology annotation, biological process: extracellular matrix organization. Gene Ontology annotation, cellular component: extracellular matrix. Gene Ontology annotation, molecular function: metalloendopeptidase activity.